Messenger RNA from Drosophila grimshawi, 4107 nucleotides. It is a transcript of the gene Topors, whose product is annotated as E3 ubiquitin-protein ligase Topors. The transcript is spliced from 4 exons. Gene Ontology annotation, biological process: protein monoubiquitination; protein polyubiquitination. Gene Ontology annotation, molecular function: ubiquitin protein ligase activity; metal ion binding. Bases 394 to 3669 code for a protein of 1091 amino acids. The record is from RefSeq and is a predicted model, not a curated record. Lineage: Eukaryota; Metazoa; Arthropoda; Insecta; Diptera; Drosophilidae.
AGCGAAUACAGCAAAAUUUAUUUUCCGUCAACUUCGAGCGUAUAAAUAAUUACAUUAUUGUGAAAUAGAAGCAUACCGUUAGUGACAAAUCGCUGGCCAUAGAAGUGGCCAGCGAAUGCGCUACAGCAGCAAGCGAGAAAUGUGCACAUUGACAUAUUAAAUGCCAUGGAAAAAAAGACGCAUGUCCAAUUCUUGCUAAUAUUGCUGCGAGCAAAACCAGAUGAUAACUGAGAGAGAGCAAGAGAGGGACAGAGAGUGAGUGAGAGUGAGAGCGAGAGCGAGAGCGAACCGAAACCCAAACUUCCUUCCGAGUGUCCAAUUCCGAGUCCGAUUCCAAAUCCGAAUCCGAGUUAGUUCCAUUUCGAGGAGAACUUUUGACUUCUCCACACAAAUAUGGCCGAUUCGUUGUUGUAUGCCGAGGUGCCUCCCUUUCUGGAGGAUGUGGCAGCCUCUGUUAUUGUUGAGCCCACAGCAGUGGGCGGAGGCGUUGGUGGGGGUGGAGGUGGCCCCUUGCCACCAGCUGCCAUACAGUUUGCCGAUCUCACAGAGAGCGGCAGCGAAAGCGACGAGGUCAGCACAAUACCACAACAGGCACAGCUGGACCAGCAUCAGCAACACCAGCAGCAGCAGUCACAGGAGAAUGACUCCUCUUCCGUCGGCGGCGGUGGUAACGGCGCUGGACAAAGCACAACGCCCGCUGCACGCUCCUCACCGCCGCCGAACUGUGCCAUUUGCUUGUCGCGCUGCAGACGCAAAUGCUUCACGGACUCGUGUAUGCAUCAAUUCUGCUUCAAAUGCCUCUGCGAAUGGAGCAAAAUCAAACCGGAAUGCCCGCUGUGCAAGCAGCCGUUCAAGACGAUCAUCCACAAUGUGCGCACCCUGCAGGAUUAUGAUCGGUAUCCGGUGCCGAGCAGCACGCCGGAGCACUCGGCGCUAAGUUUUCACAUUGUGAACAUUCGCCGCCAGCGCUUUAUGCUGCAGAACCAGGCGAUUCUGACCAAUGACUUGGAUGCAGCUGCCACCGAUGAGUCGCAGGAUGGUGUCAAUGUCAAUGCACUGCCGCAUCGCAUGCACGGCCCGUUCAAUCGCUUUGAGCCGUAUCGCAUGGAGCUCCUUAACCUAUAUCGCCACGACCAGGACAGCGGUCGCACCGGCACCGGCCCUGGUUCACUCAGCCAGCUCUGGCGUCGCUACGUCUACGAUCGCAAGUUGUACGCGCUGCCCGUCAGUGACAGCCUCACCGGACACUAUCGAGAGUGGAGCGCCCGCUUCUACAGAGAUAAUCCCGCCCAAAUGCAUCGCCUGAUACCGUGGAUAAAUCGGGAUAUUGUGUGCCUGUUGCGCAACUCGACACAGAAUGUGAGCGAGGUGAUGCAGCUGAUGCACGAUAUUCUGCCGAUGAUCAAUAUACCGACGCAGACAUUCCGGCGGCGACUGGCACCGUUUCUGGGCGAGCGCACCAAUCACUUCAUCCACGAGCUGUUCAACUUUGCCCGUUCGCCCUAUGAUAUGAUUGGCUACGAUCGCGUCGUGCAGUACUCGGCCCGUCUCGCCGAGGAGGUGGAAGUGGAUCUACUCGAUCUGGUGUCAAAUAGUGAUAGCAGCGCACCACAGCCAGCGGAUGCCCCUGCAAAUGCCAAUGGCAACGCCAACGCCAAUAGUAAUGGCAAUGGCAGCAGUAGCAGCAGCGGUGGCAACAGUGGCAAUGUUGCAGAUUUGACUGGCAGCGGGGAGUCAUCGAGCGAUUGGGGCCGCUUGCCACGCCCGUCGACGAGCGUGAUUGUGACCAAUCCGAGCUCAACACAUUCCUUCAGCGUCACCAUGGCCACCGAUGGCAGCGAGCUGCCAGGCAUUUCCAUACGCCGCACGACAACCUCAAAUGUGGGCUCGCAAACGGUGGCCAUCAAUCUGAGCAUGCGUCGCUCCGCCAACGAGGUGAUCGAGAUCGAUGACGGCGAUGCUGCCGCCAAUGCUGAAGUGGCCGCCAUCAAUGAUAGCAGCAAUCAGACGGGACGCCGCCAGGCUGGUGCGAGUCUGCCGAUUAGCGCUCACAUUGAGCUGCAGAGCAGCGAAUGCAGCAAUAGCAGCGACGAGGACGAGUGCGUCUUUGUACUGGAGCGAAAGCCGCCACAUUUGCGCACACCCGAACUGGUCAGCCUGGACUCCAACAGUGACUCGGAUGUCGUCUUUGUCGAUGAGCAGAAACCAAACAGCACUCCGCCGAAAGCGGCUGUCGCUGAUGCGACCAACAUCGAGCAAGCGGCAACAAAGGAUGCAGCAUCAGUCGGUUUACUGGCUAGUGAUAUGUUUAUGGGACCCAGUACCAGCACCGGCGUCUGCUCUUCCUCGGGCAAGCACUGGAAGACGGUGCUAGAGGAAACGCGCCGCCAGGAUGCAAUCCAGUCGCGCACCCGUCAUUCCAAACGCAACGUGACACGCGUCCAACAUCGCUGCCUGCCGGCGGAGACGAGCAGCAGUAGCAGCAGCAGCGCCACCAACUGGAUAACUAGCAGCGACGACAGCAGCAGCAGCGAUGACUUCAACGUGGCGACCAUGCGACGAAAGCGACGUGCGGCACGCAAACCCAAGACGCGCAAGCGACCCGCCAACGUCAAGGCGGCCGUGCAGCUCAAAAGCAAGCGGCGAAAAAAGCAGACAUCGGAGCCUGAGGAGAGUAGCAGUGGCAGCAAUGGCAGUAAGAGCAGCAGUAGCGCAGACGAGAGCAGCGGGGGCGACAGCAGCGAUGCUAAGCAGACAACUGGUCUGUGCUCCAACAACAACAAAAACAACAAGACCAGUGACAAUAACAACAAGAUUGAGCAGAGCAGCAAUAAUAGCAGCAGCAGCGAUAAUGACAGCACUGAAAAUGUAAUGCUGAGCAAAUUGCGUGUCAAGCUCAAAUCGGAGCCCAGCAGUAACGAGGAUAGGAAGCCGCUCAAGCGUGAAUUGCCAACGGAGGAGCCGUUGGCGGAGGCGGAGGAGCAUCCCGAAGUCAGCGCUGCUAAGCGGCGGCUCAGCUGCAGCAGCAACAACAGCAACAGUAAUCUGUCCAGUCAGAGCAGUAGUGGAUUCAGCACCCUGGCCAGCCACUGCACAACCAUGUCCAGUUGCUCGCCACUGAGCGAAGCAUUGACGAAUACCGAUGCCAAUGUGCCUCCGUCGUCCAUGGUGCAUGAAAUAGCCAACUCGCUGAUUGAGCUGUCCACGGUCAGUGUGGCUGGUGCAACCAGCGAUCAGUUAUACAAUUAUGGCGUUGAUGAUGUGCUCAGCUAUUUGCGUAAUGCGUUGCCCAGCGCCAGCGCCAGCACCAGCACGCAGCAUGCCCAGGAUGAGGAUGAGCAGCUGGGUAUUUAUUUGGAUGAAUCGGAUAAUGCUAAUAACAUUUUUGAUGUUGUCACGGAUGCAGUUAGUGACGCCCAAGGUGGAGAGUCUGUUGCAGCCAAUGAAGAUAUCCAGCCGGCAGAGCUGGAAAUGGAGCAGAAUGAGACCAUUGAGCACCAAAGUGAAAACGUCGACGUCGACGGCGACGAUGAAGACGACGAUGACGAAGACAAGGAUGAGGCAGAGGAAGAGGAGGAGCACAAUAAUGCCACCGACGAUGCUGAAGAUUCGGUGGCUCCUGAGACCGAAAACAGUGACUCGGAUCAGGAUGCAACGGAUGCCUAUUAAGACGCCUUGCCGCUUUAUUUUAAAAUUUUUUUUAUUCGUUGUUUUUACUAAUCGAACGACAUAAUUUUAUCUUCAAUAUAGAGUGACCAGAUCUUGUUGACUAUAUUAAGAGAAAUCCAUUCAAAUUUAGCUUUGCAUGUUAUACACUAAAAUCACGUACCGCAGAUCAAAAAAUUGAUUGUAUUGCAGGCCUAAGGUUAACCUGCACCUCUUAAGUUGUACAUACAUACACAUACACCUACAUAUAACUAAUAUCUAAUUAUUUAAGACGAAUCACCCAAAAACUCAUCCCAAAAUUUGCAUUAUUUCCCACCCAAAAAUCACACUCAUUAAACCCAUGGCGAAACACCAAGUAAUAAGCCCGCAUGCGCGCUGUUCCCCCAAGUAUGAAUUGAAUUGUAAAUGUUUGUAAUUGCUUAAGUUAUCAUAUAAUAUAAA